Sceloporus undulatus (fence lizard) is the source of this 2548-nucleotide messenger RNA. It is a transcript of the gene RUNDC3A, whose product is annotated as RUN domain containing 3A. Gene Ontology annotation, cellular component: cytosol. Lineage: Eukaryota; Metazoa; Chordata; Lepidosauria; Squamata; Phrynosomatidae. The record is from RefSeq and is a predicted model, not a curated record.
GGGAGGCCAGGGGCUGCCAGACCCCCCACCCUCUCCAUCCAGAAGGUCUCUCCCCUGGAUGGAAGAAGCCCACUCCACCACCACCAUCACCACCACCACUAUCACCACCACCAUGGCGCUGGGGCUCUCCUCCAAGAAAGCCUCCUCCCGGAACAUUGCGGUGGAAAGGAAGAACCUGAUCACCGUCUGCAGAUUCUCCGUGAAGACCCUGCUGGAAAAAUAUACGAUAGAACCAAUUGAUGACUCAUCGGAGGAGUUUGUGAACUUUGCAGCCAUCCUAGAGCACAUACUCAGCCAUCGUUUUAAGGGGGACCAUGGUCCUGUUAGUUGGUUCAGUUCUGAUGGGCAACGUGGCUUCUGGGAUUACAUCCGUCUGGCCUGCAGCAAGGUUCCAAAUAACUGUGUCAGUAGCAUUGAAAACAUGGAAAACAUCAGCACGUCCAGAGCCAAGGGUCGAGCAUGGAUCCGUGUGGCCUUGAUGGAAAAGCGCAUGUCUGAGUAUAUUGCUACAGCUCUGCGGGACACCAGAACCACCAGGAGAUUUUAUGAUGAUGGGGCAAUAAUGUUGAGAGAAGAAUCUACUGUCCUCACAGGGAUGCUGAUUGGACUCAGUGCCAUAGACUUCAGUUUCUGCUUGAAAGGAGAGAUCAUGGAUGGCAAGACACCAGUGGUUAUAGAUUAUACUCCAUACCUGAAGUUUACCCAGAGCUAUGAUUACGCUGGAGCGAUGCGGAGGACCACCUGAGCUUGAGAGAGCGCACCAAGUGAAGACAGUUCACCUGAACACCCUUUCCCUAUAGUGACUGCUGAAGACAGCUGCGUACAAUAAAUGGCGCCAGAGCUGGAGCAGACGUUUCGCAUUGUCUAUGCACAAAAGGGUUACUUGGAGGAGCUGGUUCGAUUGAGAGAGUCACAGCUUAAGGACCUGGAGGCAGAGAACAAGCGCUUGCAGUUGAGGCUGGAGGAGGUGAAGGUGCAGAAUCAGUUAGAGAAACGGGAGCUGGAGGGGGUCAUCCUGGAGCUGCAAGAACAACUGACGGGCCUGAUCCCUUCUGACAAUAGCCAGUUUACCCAACUCUCUAAGGAAAUGGCUGCACCCCUGGUGAAUCAGUGGCCCUCGCUGGGUACUCUGAAUAGUAAUGAAGGUCGCUCAGAUGUCAAAAUAUACAGGAGGCACAGCUUCAUGAGUACAGACCAACUGUCAGCAGAGAUCAGCCUGAGUUCAGAUUCUCAGAGGAUGGGUGAAGGGAAGCAUGAAGGAGAACCCUGGGGACCACUGGGAAAGGACCCAACUCCAUCCAUGCUGGGCCUCUGUGGGUCUUUGGCCUCCUUGCCUAGUUGCAAGUCUUUAGCCAGCCUAAAAUCCAAUGAGUGCCUGGUGAGUGACAGCACUGAGCCCAGCCCUGCACAUAGUCCCAGCUGAGAAAUCAGAUGGCUAUCCCUGCAAACCACACAAUGCCUAUGCGGGAGCAGAGAUUAUCUGGCAGGCAAAAAUAAGCUGAGAAUUGUGUCCAUUUGACUUGGUUUACAGUUGUGGGGAGAGCAACCGGACUCUUAAUCUAGCCUGAUGCAAAAGAGCAACAAGCCGACAUCCUCAACUGAACACUCUUAUAAACAGACUCUUUCUUAAAUUGGGAUCGGGGAAAUGCUGAAAAAUUGGGAUCCAGGAAAUGCAGUCUCCUCCCUGGUCAGGAUUUUUAUUUUAUUUUAAAAAAAGGCUGCCCGCUUAUUGGAAGCUGGAAGGAUUGCCUGCCAAAAGCACUUUUGUAAAAUGAUUCUGUAUUAUAUGUAAUAUAUAUACAUAUUAUAUAUGACUGAGAUGGCUGAAAGGCAGCUGCCUCUGGGAGGAAGAUAGGAGAAAAAAAUUGGAAAUAUAUUGCCAGAGAGAAAGUAAAUGGGUAAGUCGAAAUACAUUGCAUAAUGAACAGUAAGAUGGGGGAAAAGACUGUGUUCACGCACUCUGUGGAAUCAUGUUGAUGAGGCCUUUUGAGAAGAAUUGUGGCAAUGGAAGGCAUCUGCUUUCUAUCUUCUCUCUCUCGGUCUCCCUUCCUCUUUCAUGCAAUUCACAUGUGGAUCACAGCACCUCUUUCAAACAAAGUUGGUGCAAGGAGAAGAUUCUAGUCAACUCCAGGAACUGGCUUUCUUUGAAGUUCAGGAAGCCUCUUUGGUCUUCCUCAGCCCUACAAGACUAGCAGAAAAUCUACUUCUUACAUGUCCUCCUGCAUGUUUCUAUCUCAGUGGAACUUUCUACUCUAAGAUCGGAAGUGUGAAUCUUGGAAGCUGGAGCCAGUUUAUACAUCCUGCCUUCUGGUGUGACAAACAAUGAACAACUGGACUUCCUCCUCCCAAUUUUGAGGGGCCAAAGAGGUCUUGAGAAUGCUUCAGUACAUGACAAGAUCACCACUUGCACUCGGCCUCUAAAAACCGUUAUAGGCCAGUUGUUGGGGAGAUUGUUAAAUUAAUGAACCAUUAAAACAGAUUAAGGAGCUGGCAGGCUGAGGCUGUUGGAAAUUUCUUUUCUGUCCCCAUUUUCUUCAUGCAAACACAU